AAUCAGAAUCCUACUAUGACUCAAUUUCCAUAUGCUCCAAAUUAUGUUAUGACUCAAUUUCCAUAACUUUUAACGAUUUCUCGAAAGACCCUAAACCUACAAAAAGUCUUUGCCGAUAAAAAAUUCAUCAUUCUACUACUACUUCACUCUUCAAUUUCUCAGUUCCACACACCAAAAAAAAAAUUAAAAAAAAAAUCAAGAACCAUGUUGAAAGACUUGUUUCAUAAAAGGCUUAGUACCUUUUACAACAGUUUGAUUUUCCAUAAACAAGAUUUAUGGUGUAACUCUGAUGUUGUUGUAAUCAAUUCACAACAAGAAAAAAACCCAAAUUCUCAAUCAUGUAAAUUCUAUUUAUGGCUUGUUGGUGAAGAACUUAAUGAUACAACAACAAUCUUUACUCCUACUGCUAUAUACUUUUUUUGUACCCAAAAAAACUAUUCCAAGAUUCGUUCUUUAUGUUGUUCUGCAACUUUUAUGAACAAAAUCCCUGUUUCUGUUCAAUUAAAAGCCAAGAACGAUGAUGGGUUUGUGUUAAUUGAUUCAACGAUACGUAACGCUAAGGAAAUUCGUAAUAAAAAGGUGUUUUUUGAUGGUCUUGAUGAUGAUCGGAGUUACCCUUUUGUUGUUGGUUAUAUAGAAGGUGAGUAUCCUAAGUCUAAGCUUUUUUGGAGUUGUGUUAAUGAUUUAGAACCUAAAAAGUUUAAAGCUGUUACUGUGAAUUAUGGUCUUAGUAAGAUGAUUAAUACUGCUGCUAAACAAACUUUUGGUGUUGAACUGUCUGAUGAGGAGUUAAAACCACUUGAAAUCCCUCCUAAGCAUAUUUUUACACCUCAUGUUAUUGAAGAAAAAAUGAAGGAUAAGCGUGAGAGUAAUUUGUGGAGUGAUCAUGAUGAACAGAUGUUUUUGCAGUUCUUGGAAAAGGGUAAUGAUCAAUCUGCUUUGUUGGAGAAAGAAAAGAGCAAUCUUGAAUCGAAAUUCGAACGUAUAGGGUUGGGGGAAAAGGGGAGGAGCAAUUUGGAUUCCAAAUUUGAGAAAACUAAGUUCCUCUGGGGUGAGGAAAAUUUUAAACCCGUGUCAAGUAAAUCACCGAUGAGCAGCAGGGUGAACGAAACUGUUUCGUUGAUGGGGAAUCUUGAUCUGUCACUGUCCUUUUCUUCGUCUAGUGGAAAACUGGACAAGUUAAGGGCAGAAAACAUACAUAGUGAUUCGCUGUUUAAGUUUGGAGGAAAUUUGGUGGAUCGUAAAGAAGACAAUUCAAAGGCAGGAAACAAGAAUUGUGAUCAGGUGUUUAAGUUUGGGGCAAGUAGUUUGGGUGCUAAAGAGGACAAGUCAAAGGAAAUAAGCAAAAAUGGUGAUCAGGUGUUUAAGUUUGGGGCAAGUAAAUUGGACGGUAAAGACAGCAAGGCAAUGGAAGGUAACAAAAAUGUUGAUCAGCUGUUUAAGUUUGAAGAAGGAAAGAAAGAUGAUGCCCAGAAGUUUAAGGUUGGAGGAAAGCGGGGCAGGAACCAUCAGCCCCAAUUGAAGGAGGAGAAGCUGCUUACGGAGAGAUUGACAGCCUUUUACUCGAGCUGGAGGGAAUACAAAGAAGAGCAAUGGGGAAAAGCAGAUGUUUUGGUGAUUAGUACUGAAUCAGUGGGGCUACGUGAGACCUUGUCUCCUCCUAUAUCCUCUAGCUUCUUAGUGUGGUUGCUUGAUGAUGAGUUUCCUGAAACCACCGCGGUUUUUACCAACAGUGGAAUAGAAUUUCUUUGCACCAAGGAAAGUUUCUCCAAGCUUCGUACAGUUGGAAUUCGUAUGACAAUGGUUGCUAAGGUUACUGUUUCUGUCCAACUGAAGAAACGAGGAGAGCAGUGUGCAGAUUGGUUAAAAAAGACUCUGUGCCAGGUGAAUAUUGCCACUAAGUCUGGAGCAAACCGGUGCCCCCUUGUUGUUGGAUGUAUUUUCGGGGAGUCUAUGGUGAUGGAGGCUCUUUCACACUCCAAAAUGUUCGAAGUUGUAUAUGUACACAAUUCCUUAACCAAUCCGCUUGGACUGUUACCUAAGCAAUUUCAGAUGUUGUCUUUGGGAACUUUGGAUGGUGCAAAAACUGCAAAUGCAGUAUUAUUUUCUGAGUUCGCCAAAAUGAAGUCGAUGGAUAAUAAAUCUUAUUUGACAAAUACAUCUGAAGAAGACAAGUCAUUGCUGGAGAAGAAGGGUGAUACAUCGUCUUCGUUGCUUACUGACAGUAGAGUGGAUAACGGAGGACCAGUUGAGCAAACCAAACCUGAAGAAAACAAGGUAUUUGAGGAGGACAAUUCAUCAAGAAAACUUGCAGAUAAGAUGAUGUUGCUUGAGAUAAAGGAUAUGGAAACCUCUAUCACAGAGGACGUUUCAGAAGAAAAGCUAUUGGCUGAGGAACAAAAUAUGCCGUCUAACCCUGAAAAUAGCCCCUUAUUGCAAGUGAAGGAGUGUGGCGAGCCAGCUGGUGUUACGGAUGCUGCAUCAGAAAGUUCUUUACCAGAUGAUAACAAUGGCAGCACGAGGAAGGACUCUGUUGGUUCUGAUCGCGAAGAUGAUGAUUGGACAUUAGUUGAGAUGGAGUAUGAUGGGCAAGAAACCGAAGUACUUGAGAAAUUCAGCUGGAAAAGGUGGUUGAUGGAUAAAACAGGAAAAUCAUUGGGUCCUAAAGACGAGGUGUCUGAUGAAGCACCUUCAAAGAGGACUAAGGCUGAUUAAUAAUACAUAUCUGCAGUCGUUUCUCUGUUUGAUUAACAGCUAGCCAACAGUAGUAGUGCACAUGAAUGCUCUUAGUUUUCUCGGUCAAUAAUUUUCGUUGCUUUUCUCAGAACUUCAUGACUUGUCUUUAAAUAUGGUUGCAUCGUGUUAGCGAUAUGUGCCUUCUUUUGGCUCAUGAUGUUUAUAUUUGCUCAGAACCUCUGAUACAUUAUUCGCCAUCUAAUUCUAUGUUUUGAACUGAACCAACUGAUUAUCAGGCAGUAACUGAUUAUCUGAAACAAGCCUUGCUUUUGAUUUU
Molecule: messenger RNA, 3013 nt
Organism: Lycium barbarum (goji berry)
Lineage: Eukaryota; Viridiplantae; Streptophyta; Magnoliopsida; Solanales; Solanaceae
Exons: 2
Coding region: 205-2715 (836 amino acids)
Biological process (GO): positive regulation of transcription elongation by RNA polymerase II; transcription elongation by RNA polymerase II
Cellular component (GO): FACT complex
Molecular function (GO): nucleosome binding
Source: RefSeq, a predicted model, not a curated record